AUGAACCCAGGAGUGAGUUUGCUGUGCAUCCUUUUGUGCAUGAUCCCUGUCGGCUGUGAUCGGGUCUAUGUUCACCCUUUCCAUCUCUUUGCAUACAGCCAUGAGAGCUGCAAGGGACUGGAAGAAAAGGAACGGCUGGUGAAAACUUUUGUUCCUAUCUCAAUUGAAUCUCCCAUCACCCCGGUGUAUGAAGAGAGUGUCAGGAACAAGAGUGAGGAGGGACCACAGAUUUCAGGAGUGGACUAUUUAAAAGACUUAACCUACGUGCUCGGGGCACGUAUCUACAGAGAGCUGGUGGAAAUGCACAAGGGAGAAAAUAUUCUUCUGUCUCCCACAAGCAUAUAUCAAUCCCUUCUAAUCUUCUACCUAGGGGCUUCUGGACGCACAGCAAGUGAAUUGCAGGGUUUGUUAGGAUUUGCUCCUCCAUCCAUUAGCCAAGACUGCACCUCCAAAAUAGAUGGGCACAAAAUCCUUCCUGUCCUGAGGACCAUCAGCAGUCCCAAGGAGGCCGAUGAGCUGCUCUUCUCCAAGCUCUUCUGCCUUUUUUCAGCCCCAAACGUCCAUUUAUCUGAAUCCUUUGUCCAUGAAUUGACCUUUGCUGACAUUAAUUUCUAUGUACGAGCUGUUGACUUUACAAACCCCACUCGGGCAGGAGAACAAAUCGAUGCUUUUGUCAAAAGCAAAAAUACCCACACAAGCAAGUCUUUGCUGACAGACGUCGAUCCGGCAAGCAACUUGUUGUUUGCAACCUAUACUCAGUUCAAAGCCAUUGUGAAGGGAGCCUCACUUCUGAAUGACCCUCAGGAAUUCUGGACCAAUUCAGAAACAAAGAUCUCAGUGCCUAUGAUGAGAGUCACUGGAAACUUUGAGCAUAAAUUUGAUAACAACCUGAAUCUUUCAGUCAUCAAAACUGCUGUCAGUGAGAGUGUAUUUCUGCUGCUAUUGCAGCCCAUCAACAAUGAAGACUUGACUGGUGCAGAGACGCAGUAUUCCAUACAGCCUUCUUAUCUGUGGCUGCAAAAAUUAUCACCGAGACGAAUCAAUUUAACUUUGCCAACGUUAUCCUUUGAAAGUGUUUAUAACCUUCAGGACCCCCUUAAUAAAGUGGGCCUAUCUGAACUGCUGGGAAAGAGGGCCAACUUCAGUAAGAUGACUGACGUCAACCUGAAUGCUAGAAAGAUUAUAAACCAGCAACUGUUUGAACUCCGUCCUGGUAAAGGAGAUCACACAGAAAACCCUACAGAACAAAACGAGGACACCGAGACACUCAGCAUAACACUGAACAAGCCUUUCCUGUUGGCAGUGCAUGAAAAAGAGUCAAGUGCUUUGCUGUAUUUUGGCAGAGUGAUAAACCCACUGCAAUGAACAUAAAUCUCACAUUAAUAUGAUUUCCCUGAUUUCCUUCAGUAAUUUCCCUUACUUUGUAACUGUU
Gekko japonicus is the source of this 1432-nucleotide messenger RNA. It is a transcript of the gene AGT, whose product is annotated as angiotensinogen. Gene Ontology annotation, molecular function: serine-type endopeptidase inhibitor activity. Lineage: Eukaryota; Metazoa; Chordata; Lepidosauria; Squamata; Gekkonidae. The transcript has 4 exons. Gene Ontology annotation, biological process: regulation of systemic arterial blood pressure by renin-angiotensin. The coding region runs from base 1 to 1365 and encodes 454 amino acids. The record is from RefSeq and is a predicted model, not a curated record.